CGCAAGAAUCCAGAUAUAAAAGAUUUCAUAAUUUUUCAUCAGUAUGAAUCACAGUGAUUUCAUUAUUACCUACGAGUGGGAAAUCGUCAAUGCAACCGAUAUUUACCUUAACUGGACAAACACAUCACUUACGGAAGCAGAUGUUUGGGAACAUUGGAUAGCUCUUGUACACGAGAAUGCUUUAGUGGUGUCUCUCUUAAUGCUGUUUUCUUUGGCAACUGUUUUUGGCAACACAUUAGUUAUAAUGGCCGUAGUGAGAGAGCGAUACUUACAUACAGCUACCAACUACUUCAUCACAUCACUUGCUGUGGCUGAUUGUUUAGUUGGACUUGUUGUGAUGCCCUUCAGUGCCUUGUAUGAAGUGUUAGAGCACACUUGGUUCUUUGGAUCAGACUGGUGUGAUAUUUGGAGAUCAUUAGAUGUUCUCUUUAGUACGGCAUCAAUUCUCAACUUGUGUGUAAUUUCAUUAGAUAGAUAUUGGGCAAUAACCGAUCCUAUUGCAUAUCCUAUGAGAAUGACGCGCAUACGGGCUGGUUUACUAAUAGCCGCAGUCUGGAUAUGUUCUAGUGCUAUAUCCUUUCCCGCCAUCGCUUGGUGGAGAGCUGUGAGAACAGAACCAAUACCACAAUUCAAAUGCCCCUUUACGGAACAUUUGGGUUAUCUUAUAUUUUCUUCAACAAUUUCAUUCUACCUUCCCUUAUUCGUUAUGGUAUUUACAUAUUAUCGAAUUUACCGUGCAGCAAUGGUUCAAACAAGAUCUCUUCGUCUUGGUACCAAACAGGUACUUCUUGGAUCGGGUGAAUUAGAGCUGACCUUAAGAAUGCACCGAGGAGGAACUUGCAAAUUACCAUCUGGAGAAUCAAGAAAUUUGUAUGCAACCGAAGAUGAGCCAUUGACGGCUCUUCAUAAUAAUGGACUUACACGUUUGUCAUCCAAUAGAUACGGCAAGAACUUUUCACUAAGUCGGAAGCUAGCUAAAUUUGCGAAAGAAAAAAAAGCUGCGAAGACUUUAGGAAUAGUUAUGGGUGUAUUUAUUGUGUGUUGGUUACCAUUCUUUGUGGUGAACUUACUCUCUGGUUUCUGUAUUGAGUGCAUAUGGCAUGAAGAGAUCAUCUCGGCAAUUGUAACGUGGUUGGGAUGGAUUAAUUCCAGUAUGAAUCCUGUUAUCUAUGCGUGCUGGAGUAGGGACUUCAGAAGGGCCUUUCUUCGUAUACUGUGUGUAUGUUGUCCACGUCAAAUAAGGCGUAAAUAUCAGGGUGGAUUUCGUGCGAAAUCUAAUCAGAGUGGUACUAAACAAGUCGUUUUGGACACUUCUUCUGAAAAUCCCAGCAACAGCUCAGUGGGUCAUCAAGAACUCUAUACCUUAUGACAGCAACCAUCACGACAGCGUAGGUGUCAGUCUUCGUUGAAAUCCACAUUGUACUCCCAGAAAUCGAGAGAUGAACU
Molecule: messenger RNA, 1446 nt
Organism: Agrilus planipennis (emerald ash borer)
Lineage: Eukaryota; Metazoa; Arthropoda; Insecta; Coleoptera; Buprestidae
Product: dopamine receptor 2
Exons: 5
Coding region: 44-1369 (441 amino acids)
Biological process (GO): adenylate cyclase-activating adrenergic receptor signaling pathway
Cellular component (GO): membrane
Molecular function (GO): adrenergic receptor activity
Source: RefSeq, a predicted model, not a curated record